AUGAGCAAAGAAAUUACUGAUACUACUGAUUUUGCUAAUACAAAGUUACCAGAUUUUGCCCAACUAGAUUUCCUCUUAAGAUGCCAUAUUUGUAAAGAUUUCUUAAAGACACCAGUAUUAACUCCCUGUGGUCAUACGUUUUGUUCCGUUUGUAUCCGCGAAUAUUUACAAUCUAAUAGCAAAUGUCCAUUAUGCUUACUCGAAUUAAGAGAAUCCAUGUUAAGAAGCGAAUUUUUAGUGAAUGGGAUUGUUCAAACUUACCAGUCUUUAAGACCAUCGUUAAUUGAUAUACUUGACUCCACAAGAUCAAGUAACGACACCUCUAUAAUAGAAUUGGGAUCUGAUUCUGAAGGGGACUCUUAUGUAAAAGAACCAAUAGACAUAACAGGUGAGUAUGAUGAUGAUUUACAAAUAGUUGGCGCAUCAAAUAAACGCACAUCUUUAAGAUCAAAAUCAGCCAUUUACCCAUCUUCGACACCGAAAACGAUGAAUCGUAUUGGAAAAUCAUCAUCAAGUAUCCAGUCCAUGUUCAAACCCACUACCAAGAACAAAAAUCUGAAAGAGAAACAAGCACAAUGCCCUGUUUGUGAGGGUUUUUUCCCCAUCCAAGUCUUAGAAAGAGUACAUUUAGACGAAUGUUUGACAUUACAGUCAUUAGGUAAGAAACGUAAGGGAACAACAUCAUCCUUAAAUGACCAAACUGUAUCCAACUCAUUGCGAACAUCACGUAUGAACGCAAAUACGAGUAAACGAUCGCAAGAACGGAGAUUAGUAACACCUACUCCACCACCACCAUUACCACCAGCAAUAUCGUAUGCUGAACAAUAUUUAAAUUCAGGAAGAGGUACAGAUUCUGAGCAACGAUUGCCAAAACUAGAUUUUUCCAAUAUGACAACAACCAAAAUCAAACAAAAAUUAAGUUCAUUAGGAUUAUCCACCACAGGAACGAAACAAAAUAUGAUUGCACGCUAUAACCAUUAUGAAAUUCUUUGGAAUAGUAAUUUUUGUGAUUCUUUAAACCCUGUAGAUGAAAGUGAACUGAGGCGCCAAUUGAUUAGUUGGGAUGCUGCUCACAAUGUACCGGCUUCAUCCAGUAACGGUAAUAAUGGAGGCGGUAUAAUAUCAAAAAUGAUGGUAAACCGAAAUGGAAACAGCAAGGAGAACCACUAUAAGAAACUAUUGGCUGAUUUCAAAAAUGAUAAAUUUGAAAGGAAGACUUGGAUUAGAUUGUAUAAACAAGAAUUUAAACUACUGAUAAAGGAAGCUAAAGAAAAAAUGAUCAAGAAAGAUGCGAAAAAAAUGACAGCAGAAAAGGAGGCGGCACUCACCACAGACUUAUCUGUUGUUAAUGAUCUGGGUGAUAAUUUAUCAGAUCCUGAUCUUUCAAAGGAACUCAACGUGCAACAUACACCUGUACAAGAAUCUACAACUGAAGAAAACGGAUAG
Messenger RNA from Naumovozyma dairenensis CBS 421, 1446 nucleotides. RefSeq names its product E3 ubiquitin-protein ligase RAD18 (gene RAD18). The record is from RefSeq and is a predicted model, not a curated record. The transcript has a single exon. Gene Ontology annotation, molecular function: single-stranded DNA binding; ubiquitin protein ligase activity. Gene Ontology annotation, biological process: protein monoubiquitination; DNA damage tolerance. NCBI's taxonomy places the organism in Eukaryota, Fungi, Ascomycota, Saccharomycetes, Saccharomycetales, Saccharomycetaceae. The coding region runs from base 1 to 1446 and encodes 481 amino acids. Gene Ontology annotation, cellular component: Rad6-Rad18 complex; nucleus.